Molecule: messenger RNA, 519 nt
Organism: Vicia villosa (hairy vetch)
Lineage: Eukaryota; Viridiplantae; Streptophyta; Magnoliopsida; Fabales; Fabaceae
Exons: 3
Coding region: 1-519 (172 amino acids)
Molecular function (GO): RNA-DNA hybrid ribonuclease activity; nucleic acid binding
Source: RefSeq, a predicted model, not a curated record
AUGGAGGAAGUAGCCGAAGAUGGAAUGUGUUGGCAGGCAACAAGUUUGUCAGAUAUCUUAGAACAUCGAUUGUAUUCUUCUAGUGAUGCUAAGUCCCUCAUUCUUGAUAUAUGUAGCUCAGGGGAGAGGAAGGUUGCAAGCAGAUUUGCACUUAUGAUGAAAGUGAUAUGGAAGAAUAAAAAUAAUCUUAUUUGGCAUAAUGAGAAGGAGGAAGCAACCAAACUUGGUAGGAUUGUGUUUCAUAAUUGGAAGGAAUGGUCUAUGGCCCAAGGAGAUAAGGAAAGCGAGAAUAAUCAUCAUCACAUCACUAGCUGGAAUCCUCCAUUAGAAGGGUGGUUAAAGUGUGUAGCUUGGGAUCUUGGUACCCUAUCCAUUUUAGAAGCCGAAGCUUUGGCCCUCAAGGAGGCUAUUUGCAGAGCUAUAGCUUUGCACUUGAAAAAUGUCAUUUUCAAAAGUGACUCUCAACAGGUAGUUCAAGCUAUCCAUUCCAAUCAUAAGGUGAUUCAGAAUGUAGUUUAA